AUGGCCGAGACAGCUGAUUCCAAGCCCUCCAACAAACGAUUCCGUAAAGACAAACCCUGGGAUACCGAUGAUAUCGAUCACUGGAAGAUUGACGAGUUUAAGCCGGAAGACAUCAAAGGCCCAUUUGCCGAAGAAUCCUCGUUUGCCACACUCUUUCCUAAAUAUCGUGAAAAGUAUCUACGAGAAGUAUGGCCUAUGGUGACAAAAGCUCUCGAGAAACAUGGCAUUUCAUGUGUGCUCGAUCUUGUGGAAGGUUGUAUGACUGUCAAGACUACUCGUAAAACCUACGAUCCCUAUGCUAUCCUCAAAGCUCGUGACAUGAUCAAAUUGCUUGCAAGAAGUGUACCCUUCCCACAGGCUGUCAAGAUUUUGGAGGAUGGUGUUGCAUGUGACAUUAUCAAGAUUGGCAACAUUACACGUAACAAGGAACGCUUUGUCAAGCGUCGACAGCGAUUAAUCGGUCCUAAUGGCAACACACUCAGGGCUAUUGAAUUAUUGACAAAAUGCUACAUGAUGGUGCAAGGCAAUACAGUAUCAGCUAUGGGUCCUUAUCAGGGUCUUAAAGAACUUCGACGGAUUGUGCUGGAUUGUAUGAAGAAUGUCCAUCCAAUUUACCACAUCAAGGAACUCAUGAUUAAACGUGAGCUGGCCAAGGAUCCCAAGCUGCAAAAUGAGAACUGGGACCGGUUCCUGCCUCAAUUCAAGAAACGCAAUGUCAAGAAACCCAAAAAGACUGUACCAAAGAAACCCAAGAAGGAGUACACACCAUUCCCACCCGCACAACAGCCAUCAAAGAUCGAUUUGCAAUUGGAAAGUGGCGAGUACUUUGUCAAAGACGUGGAGCAAAAGAGAAAGAAGCGAAAGACCCAAUAA
Molecule: messenger RNA, 873 nt
Organism: Lichtheimia ornata
Lineage: Eukaryota; Fungi; Mucoromycota; Mucoromycetes; Mucorales; Lichtheimiaceae
Product: KRR1 small subunit processome component
Exons: 6
Coding region: 1-873 (290 amino acids)
Cellular component (GO): small-subunit processome; nucleolus
Molecular function (GO): RNA binding
Source: RefSeq, a predicted model, not a curated record